Molecule: messenger RNA, 1456 nt
Organism: Exophiala viscosa
Lineage: Eukaryota; Fungi; Ascomycota; Eurotiomycetes; Chaetothyriales; Herpotrichiellaceae
Exons: 1
Coding region: 488-1321 (277 amino acids)
Source: RefSeq, a predicted model, not a curated record
ACCAAAAGGACGGGUACAACUUUGAAGUCGUGGGCGAUUUGGUCCUCUUGGAAAGCGUCCAAACCUCGCAGGGCUAACCUUCUACGCUCUGGUUUCGUGAUGCGGCAUCCUAGACAGCCCAUGACUGCCCCGAGCGCUGCUCCGGUAUUCCACUAUUCGGAAGCCACCCGAUCGUACUGCGCUGGAAUUGGUCGGUUCCGGGCUUGUGGUGCUCGAGCAAUGCACCAUGUUCGGCAGGUAUAGUGAACCUAUGCUCGCUUAGCUGUGGAAUUGGCCUGAUAUGCUUGAAACCUGGACCCCAAAUACGAGGUACCACGAUGGACGAGAUGGACGAUAGGAAUAUAUUAUUUGACCUCCUGCCGACAGCCAGGCCUCACUCCCUCAUCAGACAAUUCAGUCCACACGGCAGCCCUUGCAUCCAAUAUCAAGUCUUAAACCUAUCCCCAACGCAGACAACCACACCUAGCUACCUACCUACCUUCUCACAAUGCUCGCAAUACAGAUCCUCGGAAUCAUUGAGCUUGUCUUCUUCUUUCCAGCUCUCCUUGCAGCAACACUCGUUGUCUACAAACAUGGCGCCGGAAAGCAACUGGGCUGGCGAUUCCUGGCCAUGAUCUGCUUGUUCCGUGUGAUCGGAGGCAUCUGCGCCAUCAUCUGGGCGCAUACAUCCUCGAGCGGCGCACUGAUCGCUUACGAGGUCAAUGACAGCUUCGGGCUGUCUGCCAUCAUCUAUACUGCCCUUGGUCUUCUCCACCGGGUUGAAGAUGGAAUGGGAGGCCGUGGCUUGCCUUUCACAGUCUUCCGAGUACUGGCAAUGCCAGGUCUGGCGGGUUUGAUCCUCAGUGUCGUCGGCGCCACCAACGUUAUUGGCAACUCCUCCGACUCCUCCAGUUUUUCCUCAGGCAUGGCUGAGCUCAAGGCUGCUGUCAUCCUCUUCUUGACUGUCUAUGUGGCCGACAUCUGCAUCACAGCCUAUGCUUUCUUCAACAUCACCCACGUCCAGGAUGGCGAACACAGACUGAUCUAUGCAGUAACAGUGACCUUGCCGUUCAUGGCGGUGCGCAUGAUCUAUUCUCUGCUGUGCGUCUUCCUCAAUGAGCACAACAUCUUCAGCACCUGGAGUACCAGUGCCUUGCCGAUCUUGGUUCACGGAAUGAUGGGUGUCAUGAUGGAGGCAAUCAUUGUGGUCAUCUUCACCGUUGCUGGGUUUAUGACAGCCUCGAUCUCGAGAGUCUCAGGAUCAGCACGACCGACCACGGAUGGCCAAUUGAAGGGAAAGGUGGCACCACCUGUGUAUGACCUUGGUACUCGAAACGUUUGAGCUGAAAACAAUGACACCUUUGAAAAGACAGUGCGGAGUUGUGUCAUACGGAUCGCAGAGAGAUAUGGUGCUCAACAUGGUCCACCUCAAAGCAGACGCGGUUGCUGAAAUAUUCGUGAAUAUUGUUGGUUUAUG